UAAAAUUAUUUAUUUCUUUAAAAUUUAUAUUAUUUUAAGUGCUUUUUGCUAUUUAGUGAGUCAAGCUUGAGAGAAAAUAUGUAUUUAUAUGUACGAUAUUUCUACUAGAUUUUGGAAUGUGUUUUUACAAUUAACCUCGUACCUAAGUCCGUCAAUUUCAGGUUAUUAUAUCUGAAUCAAAGUGUCGUAAUCUAAUUAUGCUUCUUUCAUCAACAAUAAUUUUUCGUAUUAUUUCGACAUGAAUGCACAAAAACAGAUAAACCCAGUUAAAAUGUCUUUAAAGGAAGUCAAUAUAGGUACGAGGUAGACGUCCAUUUUUUCAAAAGCAUGUCAAAACGACACCGGAUUGAUGUUGGCGAUUCACAGCCCAAAAAACCAAAAGAUGAUGAAGAAGCACAAAAAGAGGCAGCUCUGGCAGCAAUCAAAGCAAUGCCAAAGAAACAAAUGUCUCUCAACCCAUUUACAGGUAUGCCAUAUACACAGAGGUAUUAUGAUAUCCUUAGAAAAAGAAUGCAACUUCCUGUCUGGGAAUACAAAGAAAAAUUCAACGAGGUCCUCAGUUCCAACAAGAUCAUGGUGCUUGUCGGAGAAACAGGCUCUGGUAAAACCACACAGAUUCCUCAAUGGUGUCUGGAAUGGGUGAGAGGUAGAUUCAACAAGAAGGCAGUUGCAUGUACUCAGCCACGUAGGGUAGCCGCAAUGUCGGUGGCACAGCGUGUGGCUGAUGAAGUUGAUGUAGGUAUUGGACAGGAGGUUGGAUACAGUAUACGUUUCGAGGAUUGUACAUCUUCAAAAACACAACUUAAAUAUAUGACAGAUGGUAUGUUACUGAGAGAGGCCAUGUCUGACCCCUUACUUGAAGCCUAUGGAGUGAUCUUACUCGAUGAGGCUCACGAACGAACUCUGGCAACAGACAUAUUGAUGGGUUUGAUAAAGGAGGUGACAAAACAAAGAGAAGAUCUCAAGAUUAUUAUUAUGAGUGCAACAUUGGAUGCUUCAAAAUUCCAGAACUAUUUUGACAAUGCCCCUCUUAUGAGUGUGCCAGGUAGAACACAUCCUGUAGAGAUCUUCUACACCCCAGAGCCAGAGAGAGACUACUUAGAGGCCUCUAUCAGAACAGUUAUACAGAUACACAUGUGUGAGGAGGUGGAAGGAGACAUCCUACUCUUCCUUACAGGACAAGAGGAAAUUGACGAGGCAUGUAAGAGGAUACAGCGUGAGAUUGACAAUCUUGGGCCAGAUGUUGGUGAAAUGAAAUGUAUUCCACUAUACAGUACACUGCCGCCUAACCUACAACAGAGAAUCUUUGAGUCAGCUCCACCCAAACGUUCAAAUGGAGCCAUUGGCCGUAAAUGCGUUGUGUCCACAAACAUCGCUGAGACUUCUUUGACCAUCGAUGGUAUUGUUUUUGUGAUUGACCCAGGUUUUGCAAAACAAAAGGUAUACAAUCCACGUAUAAGAGUAGAAUCAUUACUCGUGUCAGCCAUUAGUAAGGCCAGUGCCCAACAGAGGGCAGGUCGUGCUGGACGUACACGUCCUGGGAAAUGUUUCCGAUUAUACACAGAAAAAGCGUACAAACAGGAAAUGCAAGAGAACACAUAUCCUGAGAUUCUUCGAUCAAAUCUCGGGUCCGUUGUACUGCAGUUGAAGAAACUUGGAAUUGAUGAUCUUGUACAUUUUGAUUUUAUGGAUCCACCAGCACCUGAGACUCUGAUGAGAGCCCUUGAACUGUUGAACUACCUUGCAUCAUUAGAUGACGAUGGAGAGCUAACAGAGCUUGGUUCCAUGAUGGCUGAAUUCCCCCUAGAUCCACAGCUUGCUAAAAUGGUGAUUGCAAGUUGUGAUGCAUCAUGCUCCAAUGAAAUACUCUCAAUCACAGCAAUGUUGUCAGUACCCCAGUGCUUUGUAAGACCAACUGAAGCGAAGAAAGCCGCUGACGAAGCCAAAAUGAGAUUUGCCCACAUUGAUGGUGAUCAUCUGACCCUACUCAAUGUCUACCAUGCUUUCAAGCAAAAUCAUGAAGACCCACAAUGGUGUUACGACAACUUCGUCAACUUCCGUUCUCUGAAGAGUGCUGACAAUGUGCGCCAACAGCUGGCUAGGAUCAUGGAUAGGUUUAAUCUGAAGCGCACAAGCACAGACUUUACCAGUCGAGACUACUACAUCAACAUUAGACGAGCACUUGUUUCCGGCUUCUUCAUGCAGGUUGCCCAUCUGGAAAGGACUGGCCAUUAUCUGACCUGCAAAGACAACCAAAUAGUUCAGCUACAUCCAAGCACUUGUCUUGACCACAAGCCAGAGUGGGUAGUGUACAAUGAAUUUGUGUUGACAACCAAGAACUACAUACGCACAGUGACAGAUGUUAAACCAGAAUGGCUAGUUCGUAUAGCACCCCAGUACUUUGAUAUGUCCAACUUUCCUAUGUGUGAGGCCAAGAGAGUCCUAGAGAGAAUCUUCUUGAAAUUGAAUGCGAAAGACACAUACGACCAACAGCAAAUGUACACCCAGCAAGCUGCUGCUAUCUCUUCUGGGGAAGGGGGAGGCAGCUACGGCAGUGGAGGAGGUGGGGGCUAUGGCAAUAGAUAUUAGAUACAGUACCUUUGAGAUCAAUGGAAUUCACCACGACAGGCAUUUUUUUUCUGUAUGUGUACAUGUUUAUGAAAAUUGAGUGGCAAAAAAUGCAAGAAGAAGGACUAAGUGACUGUGGAAAUAGUAUGUCUUUUGGCCUAUAUUGGUGUCGUAAAAACAUUGUCCUUUAAAUGAGCAGUGAAGACACUUCUAAAAGUGUGACCACCUCAAUUUAAAGUCCAAAAUUGAGGAUUUACUUAGAACAAUUGAGGGAUUCUUGAAAAUAUUGUCUGACUGUAUUGUUCUGACUUUCAAUUGUCUUUCAUGAAGUUAGAUGGUGUCAUUAGAACCAACUGAACUCCAUAAUUUCUGUUUUUAAAAUUAGUUAUUUUGACAUUAUAAAUGCUAUUAU
This is a messenger RNA of Owenia fusiformis, 2980 nucleotides long. Lineage: Eukaryota; Metazoa; Annelida; Polychaeta; Sabellida; Oweniidae. The record is from the annotation of a GenBank genome assembly.